CGCUGGAUAACAGCGGAAAGUAAGGUCAGGUUUUGGAGGUUGAUGGUCGAAGGUUCCAGUAACCAAACACGAUGGAUGACCCGCGGAGGAAGACUAUGACCUUCAUCGCCAUCGGCCUGAUCUUCUUUUUUAACGGCGUGGAAUACGCUGUGAUUCUACCCACAGUAUGGGAGUACCUGCAGAAUUUGGAUGCAACAUCUUCAUUUCUGGGUAUGUGCCUGUCUGCCUUCAGCUUGAGUGGGCUUCUUUCUGGACCACUGUUUGGCCACUGGACUGACAGAACACGAUCCACAAAAAAUGCCAUCUUGGUGGGCAACUUUUUUGAGAUAGUUGGUAGCUUAAUGUACUCUGUGGGCUACUCCAAAUGGAUCGUACUGUCAAGCAGACUGGUGGCAGGCGUUGGUUCAGGUGUUGGCUCGUCCAUCUUUGGCUUUCUGACCAGAUCCACCUCUGUGAAGGACCGUGCUACUGCGAUUGCUGCAGUCAUGGCUUGUCGGCACGGGGGCCUUGUGAUUGGUCCCGGAUUGAACGUGUUCCUCAGGUUCUGUAACUUCAAGAUGGGUCCCUUUGAAGUCAACAAAUACACGGCACCAGGGAUAUUCAUGUGCCUGCUGUGGAUUCUUCUUCAACUGGUUGUGAUCUUCAUGUUCUGGGAUGGGCCAAAUGUGGAGAAGAGGAAGGCCCAGGAGAAAGGGGCAAGCAACAACAAUAUGGUGGAGGAAAAAGAGGUGCUUGAGAAAUACAGUGACAAGGAGGAUGAUGAUGAUGACGAUGAUGAUGAAGAAAGGCCACUGAUGUUGUCUUAUGAGCUGCUUGGCUCCUAUGGCACGGUGGGGAAGCAUAAACCGCACAGACACAGCACAAUGACUCAUAACACCCUAUCUGCCCCAACCUCUUCACCGGAACCCCAAGAGCCUCGCGGCACUGGUACGAGUCUCAGCAAGUGGCGAGAGUUGCUGAGAGAAGAGGUGGUUGUGUUGCUGGCUGCUCAGUUCAUCCUGCUCUUCAAUCACACUGCACUGGAGACAAUGGUGACCCCACUGACCCAGAAGUACUUCUCGUAUGGGGAGCUGCAGAACAGCGUGAUGUACUGUCUCGGUGGCAUAGAGGUGAUCGUUGGUUUUAUGCUGGUUCGCUGGCUGAGCCGUUGUGUUCCUGAGCGGGUGCUUAUGGCGACCGGUGUGACGCUCUGCAACGUCUCCUCCAUCUGGUGCAACAUCUUCCUGACUAACCCAAUAGGUACUUACUCCUGGAAGCUGGGGGAGUUCAUCGUUGGGAUGUUCCUGCAGGUUUUGUCCUUGCCAAUUUUAGCAGUGGCUCAAGUGUCUCUGUACUCCAAACUUACUCCUGAGAAAACACAAGGCUUUAGUCACGGGAUCCGUCGAUCCGUUGGCGGUCUGGCCACCAUUCUGGGGCCUCUUUGGGCCGGAGGUCUUACAGACAACAUGUACAUCUUGCUCGGCGUGAUGUUUGCAUUGCUUUUGGUGCUAACUGUGAUGCUGAUCUGCUCUUAUAAACGACUGGUGAGUCCUCCUGCAGAGAAACCAGAGGAGACCUCAACCACAUCUGUAUAACCUCAAUGGGUGAUCAAUUCAUGGUGGAUAUUACUGAAGUGUACAGUGAGAGGUCACCACCUGCACCUGACAGUCUGACCACUUCCAUCUCUCCCCACCCAGUUUUAAGGCCAGUACACAAGAGUGAUCACACCAAUCAGCAGCUGCAGCGCGUCUUCACCUUUUCCACAGUCUUUUUGGUCUUUACACUCAGGAGACUGAAUCCAGCAAAACUGAUUUGUUGUAUAUUUUACAGUGUAUUUCCCAUGGAAAUAUGGAAUCCUUCUUCACCUGCGUCGGCAAACUGUCACGUUUGACCUGUGUUUCAGCACAGGCAGUGUAAUUCUUGUAAUUGUUAACAUGCUUCAUGGAAAUGCAUUAAAUAAGUUGACCCUUGUCUUUGUUCUGCAGUAGAAUAGAUUGUGUUUUCAGACUUGAUGCUUGUUUGAAUCAAAACCAUAAAAGUAGCAUACACAUCACUCAUACUGACUUAAAGAAACCCCCACUUAUCCACUUAUCUUUUUAGUGUUUUUAUAUUUAAAAAGUGCAGCAGGAAUGCUCUUAAAAAUGGUCCUGUGUGGUGCAUUGAAGACUGACCAAAAGCUUUCCAUUAAUUUGAAUUUGAUGAUAUUGGGGAAGCUGACACAAAAGUACAAAAAGAGUAAUUAUUUGUCUAAUUUAAUUCAUUUUUGCUGCUUCUCUCCCACCCUAAGUAUUCAACUUCCCAAUAUGAUUAACUGCAGCCACACGAGAAACUUUAGUGGAUUUUUCAUUGCAGCACAUGAUGCAUCCUUUGGACAUUUUUCAGAGCAUCAGCAACACUGUUGCAAAAAUACUAAAAAUAUGUCUGUCAUGGGCAAAAAUGGAAAUGCGUUAAAUAUUCCAACAAUGCUUCAAAUAUCUCAUUUUAAUAGCAUGCAUGCUUUUGAAAGUUCUCUAUAUUGAGCUGAAACAACAAAAUUGACAGAUGAUGACCAUAACAGUGGAUUGUCU
Messenger RNA from Thalassophryne amazonica, 2546 nucleotides. RefSeq names its product major facilitator superfamily domain containing 8-like 1 (gene mfsd8l1). NCBI's taxonomy places the organism in Eukaryota, Metazoa, Chordata, Actinopteri, Batrachoidiformes, Batrachoididae. The coding region runs from base 72 to 1574 and encodes 500 amino acids. The transcript has 12 exons. Gene Ontology annotation, molecular function: transmembrane transporter activity. The record is from RefSeq and is a predicted model, not a curated record. Gene Ontology annotation, biological process: transmembrane transport.